Molecule: messenger RNA, 1784 nt
Organism: Scheffersomyces amazonensis
Lineage: Eukaryota; Fungi; Ascomycota; Pichiomycetes; Serinales; Debaryomycetaceae
Exons: 1
Coding region: 244-1656 (470 amino acids)
Source: RefSeq, a predicted model, not a curated record
CCGAGUAAAGAAGUAGAACAGAAUGAUCUUUUAUCAACUGACGAAGAGAAAGAUAUUGGCACGGUUAUAGUUGAAUCCAAAGAGUCGAGUUCAAUAGAAGAGAAGUCUGAAGAAGAACAGGAACAAAUUCAGGAAGGUUCAAGUUCAAAGAAGGCUUCUCCUUCAAAUCAAAAAUUCCUCACUAGUCUUAAAAGUUUCAAUAUUGACAAAACAAAAUAUAGGCAUUAUGGUCACCAAUCUCUGAUGAAUGAACAAUCGUUAUCUAAGAUAAUCAAUGAAUCACUGGUCAAACAAGAAUUUGAUUCAGAGAACAAUUCACCAAUUUCAAGCAAUAGAAUAAUUAUAGAUGAGAAAAUAUCACAAAUUCUUGGAUUGCCUGAACAAAUUGUUGAAGAAGAAUCAUUCUGGCCCUAUAAUGUUGAUACUCUCAAUGAAAUUCUUCGAUUUAAAGUAGAACAGGAAAGAACCAGACAAGAAUCAAUAAAAAAUGAAUUUGGAACUACUGCUGUUGAACUUUUGAAGUUGGCUAAAUCAAUGAAUAUUAGUGGAGAUUUGAUACCCUUUUUAUUUAUCUCCAGUGGUCUUACAUCCGAUAGCUUAAAGGUUAAGAUUAAUAAGUUGAAAUCCGAGCCACAAGAAGUCAUAAAUGAAAUAACCCAGAAAUCAAGUGAAUAUAUUCCAGAGGUGUCAAGGAUAAGUUCAUUAAUGUCUCUGAACGCAGAAUCUUCUUUAGAAUCUGCAGCAACUACCAUGUCAACAUAUGCUUCAUCAGUAGGUUCUAAAAGAAAAUUCUCUGAUACCCAAUUACCGUCAUUUUCUGAAACUGCUGAAAGUAUUAAAGGGACAAGUCAAAGUAAUUUUGUUUCUCCUACCAUUAGAUCUCCGAACAGACUGCCCAGUUCUUCACAUAAGAGGGGAGACUCAGACUCUAGUGAUAUUAAACUUGGAACUGGACCUGGGACUGGAACCGGAACAGGAACAGGAUCUGCUGCAUCACCUGUAACUGUGCCUUUACCACUACCACCCACAGGUUAUGCUGCUGUAAACAGUCACCAACAACCUCAACCACAAUCACAGCAACACCUGAAACCACAUCUGCCUAAUUUGCAACCACCAUUACCAGUUCAAGGAAAUGUAUACCCUGUUUAUUAUACCCCACAACCAACAACUUCGACAGGGAAGGGUCUAGGAUCACCAUAUUCACAUAAAUAUCAACCUGUAAUGUACCCAGGUCCUCCACAACCGCCUCCAAACCAAUUCCAACCAAAUUAUAUCACACAACCCCCACCAGGACAACCUUAUCAAUAUUUUAUACCAUCACCUCCCAAUAAUGGUCAAUAUAUACUUCAGGCUCCAUCAAUGGUGAGGAUACCAACUCAACAGACUGGGCCGAAUGUACAACCACCACCACCUUCACAGCAAAUUCCACCACAUCGCCAAGACCAGCAACCAGUUCCAUCUCAUCAAUUUCAAAGUCCUCCAGAACUGGGUGGUGGAAGGAGUGUACCUAUUUUCAAACCAGCUGAGAUGUUUGAAGAAACGAGUCCGUACAAGAAACAAAAGUCGGCAGGUAAGAGUCAAAGCAUAAAUUUCAUGAUUACAACACCUAAGAAUCCUCCGGCACGAAAGUACAAUAAUCCUCAUAAGGAGAAAUAGUACUUGACGUAAUUGUCAAAACGGUAUGAUUUCGUAAAGAGUCUCAGAAUUUUUUUCUUUUUCAUUAUAACCCAUGGUUAUCACUUUUUAGUUCAAUUUGUAACAUAAUAUAUUAGCUCUAUUGUAGU